This is a messenger RNA of Epinephelus fuscoguttatus (brown-marbled grouper), 5205 nucleotides long. Its product is annotated as sphingosine 1-phosphate receptor 3. Gene Ontology annotation, biological process: G protein-coupled receptor signaling pathway. Gene Ontology annotation, cellular component: membrane. The coding region runs from base 770 to 1915 and encodes 381 amino acids. Lineage: Eukaryota; Metazoa; Chordata; Actinopteri; Perciformes; Serranidae. The transcript is spliced from 2 exons. Gene Ontology annotation, molecular function: sphingosine-1-phosphate receptor activity. The record is from RefSeq and is a predicted model, not a curated record.
AUCAUCAUGAUGCCCUGUGGUUAAGGUCUGGUUAGGUUUAGGCACAAAAACCACUUGGUUAGGGUCAGGAAAAGAUCAUGGUGUGGGUUAAAAUGAAAAAGAAAGUGACAAACUCAUAAGCCGUGAGCCUGCUCCGCCUCAAGCCGGUCGCGGCGCACCAUACGCCGGCCGCGAGCCGUUCAGCACCGCGGACAGUCGGACUAAUGGGCUGUCGAACCAAUGGGCAGUUCCCGAACAGAUAAGAAAUGCUAACUAGGCUUAUUGUUUGUCAUUUCCACACAACAUAGUGGAGAGGGAACUUAGUUAAUAUAGAAACUAUACUUUUAGGACUCUGUAACAUAUUCCUGAGGGACUUUUAACAUGUCUGGGAUAUUAUUACCGCAACAUUAUGAGUUUCCACAUACCUCCUGCUUCAUGAAUUGAACUGACCCUUCAGCCGUCCCUGCUGCUCCCUGCCCGGGCUGAGGGAGGGGGGAGAGGGGGGAGUGACUUCCAUCCAACCGUCGACAUCUCCGGAGUCUAGAGAUCAGUAAAAGAUGAGAAGCUGCUCUCCUCCGCUGAGCCGAGGGACACGGGACUAAAGUUCAACAUUUAACCGAGAAAACACGGAGAGUCGACUACUCAGCAAUGAAAUGUAUGUCUCUCAGUGUGCGGUGCACUUUCAACUAAACUCUGGCUGCGAGCAUCCCACGUUAAACACGGUGGAUCUGCUGACACUGGACUCCUUGCUCACUCCUGACAUCCAGUGUCAGCAGCCGGUGCUUUGAAGAUGAUCAACCCUCAGAUAUACCUCCACUACAACUACACAGGAAAGCUGGACCACCGGCCCAGCGUUGGUGCAAGCCCUGGCACCGUGGACACCAAGACCAUUGUGUUCCUCAUCAUAUGCAGCUUCAUUGUCCUGGAAAACCUCACCGUGCUGGUGGCCAUAUGGAGAAACCACAGGUUCCACAACCGCAUGUACUUCUUCAUCGGCAACCUGGCUCUGUGCGACAUGCUGGCUGGAGUGGCCUACCUGGUCAACCUGCUCCUGUCAGGAGAGAAGACCCUGCAGCUCUCAACUGCUCUCUGGUUUGUCAGAGAGGGAAGCAUGUUUGUAGCGCUUGGUGCGUCCAUUUUCAGUCUCCUGGCUAUUGCUAUAGAGCGACACCUGACUAUGAUCAAAAUGAGGCCUUAUGAUGCCAACAAGAACUACAGAGUGUUUCUGCUCAUAGGGACCUGCUGGCUGAUCGCCAUAUGUCUUGGAGCUUUGCCUAUUCUGGGCUGGAACUGCCUGGACAACCUCCCUGAUUGCUCCACAGUCCUCUCUCUCUAUUCCAAGAAGUAUGUAGCUUUCUGUAUCACAGUUUUCAUGGUUUUGCUCUUAGCCAUGUCAGUCCUUUACGCCCGUAUCUACAUCUUGGUGAAGUCCAGCAGCCGAAAAGUGAGCAAGCACAGAAACUCAGAGCACGCAAUGUCCCUUCUGCGCACUGUCAUCAUUGUAGUCGGGGUCUUCAUCGCGUGCUGGACACCCAUCUUCGUCCUGCUCCUGGUGGAUGUGGCAUGUCAGCAGCGUUGUCCCAUCCUUUACAAGGCUGACUGGUUCAUUGGACUGGCUGUGCUCAACUCAGCCAUGAACCCAAUCAUUUACACCCUGGCCAGCCGCGAGAUGAGACGGGCCUUCCUGGGUCUGGUGUGUGCUGUUUGUUACAAGGGGAAGGCAUCUGUGACCGGCAGCGCUAACAGGCAGUCUCUGGAGCCCAGCCGCAGCAGGAGCAAGUCGUGGAGCAGCCAGAACAACCCCAACCAGAACCAUCAGAGCUCCAGGCAGACGGAGCUGGAAAAGGGGCAGGGGACCAGCACAGGCCAUGGCGAGGUCUCAGUGGUGGCAGGAGGGGCUGCUCAGGCCGUCAUUGAGAGUGACAGGAAAGACUAAAUGAUUGGAGCAAGAUAUCUACAGGAGGGAAGUGAGCACUGGUGGACUCAGGGGACCACCUAUUUUGGUGCCCCCAUGCUUGAACAAACACUGCAGAAGUGUCCUUUCAGAUGCCUCUAUGGAGGAUAAAACAUGAGUGCCCUCUAGGGUGACCCUCCAGUGGAGAAAACGCAAUAAAGUGCCCUCCAAGGUGGCCUUAAAAUUAAGAAAAAAUGAUGCAGUGCCACACAGGCUGCCUUACAUGCUAGAAAACAUUCUGUGCGCUGGUGCCCUUUUUAUUCUCAUUUUACCUCUGUCCUUAAGACAGCCUGAGUCCACCACUGAAGGUGAGGGUGAUGCUAUUGUUUAAGCUCACGAGCUUGUGCAGUGGCCAGAAUUGGUGACGAAAAGGAAUUUGAGUUGUGACUGAAUCAGAGUGAAGGAUAUCUUAGACUGCAGGGCAGUGGUUUCUCCUUUGUGCUUGAUAUUGAUAUAUAUGCAUCAUCCAUACUUGGGAAGCGCAUUAAAAUGGCCACUCUUGGCAUUAGACUGACUAAUUUAUGAGGCCAAUUUGUUCAACAACACAAUCAAUAUCACCCCUUUGUGAAAUACAGGUCAUAUUUCAGCAGAGGCCAGUGAGAAACACGUAUCUCCAGAUUUGGUCAUUUUAUGGUUAAAUCUUUUUUAAGAACAUUAAUCAUCUAAAAAACCAUUGGAUCAUCUGAAAAAUAUGCAUCGUCACAAAGCUGGAAAAAGGCAGUUUUUCUUAGCUUGUGCAAAGUGGAUAUUUCAGAGUACGUGGUUUUCACAGGUCAGUGACAGUUUGCAAAUGAAUGGUGCUCUAACCCUCUAAAGAAAAAACAUUUACCUCCGUGGUUACAGAUGUGACCGUCCAAGACAAACAAGACGUGAAAACUCACAUGCGAUGAAUUAAAGUGCAAUUAAUUUACUGCAAAAUGAUGUAAUGAAGAAUGAUUGUAGACAAUUAUUAGUGUAAUGACCAACAAUUAUUUAUUAUUCAACGUAGUCUGUUCUGUAAUUUUGUAUUUACUCAGCAUUACUACAGUAUACUGUGCAGUUACUGUAAUGAAAACUGCAUUAUAAGUCGUAUAUGUAUAUAAAUGAGCUAAUAGCACAUGCUGAACCAGCUACUCUUUUCCUUAUAUAAGAAGCCUCAUGUUCAAACUGCAUCCGUUAUCUGUUGUGAAUUAAUGUAGCUCAUGCAGUGCAUUCAACAUCAUUAGUUUUAGAUAAUACCAGGGCUCCACCUGCUGGUUAACAGUGGUAGUACAUGCAAAACAUGCUGCAUGUACAGUGCAGAAUCUUUUCACUGUAUGUUUGUUAAAUAUAAUUAUUCCAGAAGUAGAAAAGCUUGUAUCAACUUAAAAAGCAUGAAGCUGGUAAACUGAAGGAAGAGGCAUGUGAAUGCAGCAUGUGAAAUAGAAAUAGUUUACGACGUGCAGCUAUUUAAAUGAUGCAAAAUAUUAGCUUUGACACAAUAAAGGUAAAAAAACGUGUAAACUGAAUAAGGAUGAUUCACCUGAUCACUUCGUGUUGCAGUGUCUCCCUCAUUCCUUUGUGAAAAUUACUUAAAGGGACAGUGUGUGAGAUUUAGGGGGAUUUAGAGGCAUGUAGCAGAGAGGAUUGCAGAUUGCAACCAGCUAAAACGUCUCCCAGUUAGAAUUCCUUUCGUGUUGAUUGUUUAGGAGGUUGUUAGCAGAAGCCAAAUUAUCCACAGAGGUCUCCUCUUCAAAUCGGUGUUUCUCCAACUCUGUUCAGCUCUUUGCAGACAGGCCGCUAGCCCAGCACCUACUGAUGUGUGCUCCCCUUUUUUCUCUGGUAACUCCAGGUCCAGAUGUUCAGGACGUUUUUACCAGGAGACGAAUUAUCUGCAGAGGACUCUUCCUCUCCAAAACAAACGGAUCUUAAUUUUUUUACUGAUUUUAACCAGUAAAAACACUGAAAAGCAGUUUCACUAAAAAAAAAAGACAUGGCGGUGCAACAUGGCGAACUCUGUAGACGGUAACCUACUCCGUAUGAUGAUACAAACAUCUCAUUCUAAGGUAUACAAAUACAUGCCAAUUCUUAUUAUCAUGUGAUUAUACACUAAAGAAAACAUACUUAUUAAAUUAUAUUUGAUUUCUGCCAAUAUAUCCUCCUAAAUCCUACACACUGAAGCUUUAAAAGUUGACUCGCUUAAAUUACAAAUACAUAUAUAUUAUUUUCUCACGUUUGUUGUGGUAUCAAGCCAUGCAGGUAGUUUUGAUUUUGUAUGUCCAGGUCCAUCCACUUUGGAGAUUUCUGCAGCUACCACAAUACAAUAGAGGUGAAUUAAUUUUUGAACGUGUUGCUUACAGCAUUGAACAAUAACUUUAAAAAUAUUCACCUUCAACAUCUUUUUCCUGACACAGCAUCCCUGUUACUCCGAAGAUCUCACUGUGAAUAGUUCUCAUUAGAAGUCUGUUCUGUCCAGGAUAAUCCAGAAUAACAAGAACAGUGUUUAUGGAUGUAUUUUUAAAAUCUAGUUUUCAAUGCCUUCAGCAUGAGUAAUUAAAUUCCAUUCACCUCUACUGUAUGGGGAUGAAGGCAGAAGUCCCAGAAACAAGUAUCUCAAAAUCUGAGCUGAAAUAAACCAAACCUAUCUGCAUGACAAAAUGUAAUUAGAAUUUAAAAACUGUGGUGACACUAUUGCUUAAUGCUGCAUCUACCAUAAACUGAAUGUUAUUACAGCAGAUACAAGAGAGAUUCUACACAUUCACGGUUUUAUUGCCAACAGUCAUACAGAAUAAUGAUAAACCCAUACAACCAAAAGAUUAAAUCUGUAAACAUUAUUUGGACUUCUUUGUUUUUAUUUCCUUUUUUUCAACUAUACCUGUUCCAAAAUAGUGAGUUUCUGUGUGAUUCCCUCCGACAAAGAUUUUUAUUUAGAAUCUGGAAAUGAUACAUUUAGAAUAUAUAAUAGAGAGGGAGGGAAAGAGGGAGGGAGAGAAAGGAGACAGAUAGAGAGAGGAAACAGUAGUCUCAAGCAGCAACACGCAGCAGGGCAAAACACAACCUCUAGUGAACAGGCAUGCCCCAUUGAAGAUCAGCUAUUGCACUUUGAAGAGAGAGAGAAAGAGAAAUAAAAAUACCAUUUGUACAAAUAAAAGGCACAUUUUCAUCAACAGAAAUCUGGAAAGAAGCCAUGUUCUUUUUGUGUCCCACUGUGUUUGGUUGUAGAAUUUCUUUACGCCUCACAGCUAAUCAUGUUAUCAGAGAGAUUCAAGUAUGGAGUUGUUUCUGCAAUAUAUAUAGAAAUAUACAUAUAUAUA